GGGGAAUACUGUCCGUGUCCAGGGUAUACAUACAUAUAGAUAGGCUUUGCCCUACGGCUUGCUUCUAUUUCAACUGCCAAACCACUCUUACUGCUUGCAUUUGAUCAUUCUCCUUGAGGUGCGACUUACUGGCAAAGGAUUUUGCACACAUCUUUUCUCAAAAUGGCUGCCGACGAUCACUUUGUAUACUACCGAUAUGACCCAACCAUGGCGGGAGCCGUCCUCUUCAUCAUUCUCUUCGCCCUAGUAACGUUCCUCCAUACAUAUCAGCUUCUUCGGACAAGAACCUGGUAUUUCAUACCUUUCGUAAUUGGGGGUUAUUUCGAAUGGAUUGGCUAUAUUGGGAGAGCCCUGUCAUCGCAUCAAACCCCGAACUGGACCCUCGGACCCUUCAUCCUCCAGACCCUUCUCAUCCUGAUCGCUCCUGCACUUUUCGCGGCUUCGAUGUACAUGGAACUAGGGCGCAUCAUCCGAUUGACCGACGGCGCGGUGCAUUCAGUCAUCAAGCUGCGGUGGCUGACCAAGAUCUUCGUCAUGGGAGAUGUCUUGUCGUUCCUCAUGCAGGCUUCUGGUGGUGGUCUGAUGUCAUCCGGAGAUUCCUCGUCGGUCAAGACGGGUGAAAACAUCAUCGUCGGAGGUCUCGCGGUCCAAAUCUUGUUCUUCGGCUUCUUCAUUGUUGUGUCGAUGAUAUUCAACAUCAGGAUAAACAAGACUCCAACUUCGAAAAUCCUGGGAGGAGGGAGAGCGGCGUCCGUCUGGAAGAAACACCUCUACACUCUCUACAGCGGCAGCCUUCUCAUUCUUGUGCGAUCAAUAUUUCGCAUCAUUGAGUAUGAGCAGGGGAACGACGGCUACCUGAUCUCCCACGAGGUCUUUCUGUACAUUUUCGACGCUGUUCUCAUGUUUGUGACCAUGGUGUUGUUUGCACUCGUACACCCGAGCGAGGUCAAUGCAUUGUUGAGGGGUGACGGACGUGGAAAAGCCGUGCACAACGUCGUUUCGAUUUAUGAGAUGGAUGAAGCUGGAGUUAGUGGAGGUGGUUACGAUAUGAGAGCUUGAGACGUGUUGGUGUUAGAGCAAGCGGAAAUUCUUGUGUUGGAGUUCAAGGACUGUCCAAGAACUCCUUAUAUGAUGUAGAAUUGAAUGUGGGCAAGAUUUGCUCAGAGUAGGAUAUCAUUUGCAUGAAGUGGCAGUCGCAGCCAGAAUUGUGUCGUACGAGGAUUUUGGGAAGUUGCCGAGCGUGAGAAAGUCA
Molecule: messenger RNA, 1252 nt
Organism: Exophiala oligosperma
Lineage: Eukaryota; Fungi; Ascomycota; Eurotiomycetes; Chaetothyriales; Herpotrichiellaceae
Exons: 4
Coding region: 163-1059 (298 amino acids)
Cellular component (GO): membrane
Source: RefSeq, a predicted model, not a curated record